CAUUAUAUAAUGGAAUAGCUUCCAAACCCCAACAAAGAGAGAGAUAUAAUUGAGUAUUUGUAAGAAGAAAUUACUCAUAUUAUUGAGAGAAGAGUGGAAGGAACAACUAUGGCGGCAAUACACAGCUGUUCUUCCUCCUCCUCCUCUCUCAUCCUCAGAUUUCUAAUCUCUGCUUCUCUCUCUCUUUUCUUCCUUUUCAGCUCUUUCAAUAAUGGAUAUGCUUUCGAAAGAAGACAGACCACACAAAAGCAUCAAAAUAUUCAACACACUACUCAUCAUACUAUUCAAAUUACCUCUCUGCUACCGUCCUCUGUGUGUAGCCACUCUCCCAAAGAUCACAGCAAAGGGGCAUCUAUGAAAGUUGUCGACAGACGUGGACCCUGCUUUCAAACAAGUCAAGACAAGGCCAAAGUUCCAACUGAUCUCACUCAGAUCCUAUCUCAUGACCAGUCCCGAGUCAACUCAAUCCACACUCGACUCGGCUUCAACUCGGGCAAAAACAGUUUGGAGGACUCAGAGGCCAACCUCCCAGCCAAGUCCGGCAGCUCACUGGGUUCCGGCAACUACGUCGUCACUAUUGGACUCGGAACCCCAAAGAGAGACCUGUCGCUCAUUUUCGACACCGGCAGCGACCUCACCUGGACUCAGUGCCAGCCAUGCGUCCGAGUCUGCUAUAAACAGCAAGAACCCAUUCUGGACCCCUCCAAGUCCACCACAUAUUCCAACAUUUCAUGUAACUCGGCAGUGUGUUCUCAACUCAGCUCCGCCACCGGUAACUCACCGAGUUGUUCCGCCUCCGCGUGUGUUUACGGUAUACAAUACGGCGACCAGUCAUUCUCCGUCGGAUUCUUCGGGAAGGAGAAGCUAACCCUAACCCCCACCGACGUGUUCGACGGCUUCCUCUUCGGCUGCGGCCAGAACAACCAAGGACUCUUCGGUGGAACCGCCGGGCUGCUAGGGUUAGGCCGGGACAAGCUCUCCGUCGUGUCCCAAACUGCUCAGAAGUACGGCAAGUACUUCUCCUACUGUCUUCCGUCUUCGUCGAGCUCCACCGGACACUUAACGUUCGGGAAAGGUGGAAACCCUAGUGCCCUAAAGUUCACCACCUUGGUCUUGAACCCACAGAAUCCAUCAUUUUACUUCAUCGACAUUGUGGCGAUAGCCGUCGGUGGAAAGACAUUACCGAUCAAUAAAUCGGUUUUUUCAACUGCGGGGACGAUUAUAGACUCCGGCACGGUGAUAACCCGGCUACCACCGGACGCUUACACCCCCUUGAAGUCAGCUUUCCGGCAACAGAUGAAGGGUUACCCGAUGGCGCAACCGCUUUCGAUAUUGGAUACUUGCUAUGACUUCAGCAAUUACAACACUGUGAACAUACCUACAAUAAGCUUCAUCUUCAGCGGAAAUGCGAGGUUGGAUAUAGACCAGUCCGGGAUACUCUACGCGUCGAGUACGUCGCAGGUGUGUUUGGCUUUCGCCGGAAACAGUGAUGCCGGUGACGUGGCAAUUUUCGGGAAUGUGCAGCAGCAGACGUUGGAGGUGGUGUAUGAUGUUGCUGGAGGGAAGCUAGGGUUUGGGCAUGGAGGGUGUGCUUGAAUAUGGGAAAAAUGAAAGAGGAUGAAUAUUUGAAUAUUAGGGUUUAAGAAACACGUGACAAAGAUGUUUUAGGCUUGAAAAAAAAAAAAUGAUGUGUAUUGUCUAUUUGUUAAAGCAAUAUGUGGAAAAUAAUAUGGACCAAAAAAACAUGGUCGAUAAAUGUGUACUAAUAGACAAAGAAUGUUUUCAAGUAAUUUGAAGAUUCGACUUUGGCGAUA
Cornus florida is the source of this 1814-nucleotide messenger RNA. RefSeq names its product aspartyl protease family protein At5g10770-like. Bases 109 to 1596 code for a protein of 495 amino acids. Gene Ontology annotation, biological process: proteolysis. The record is from RefSeq and is a predicted model, not a curated record. NCBI's taxonomy places the organism in Eukaryota, Viridiplantae, Streptophyta, Magnoliopsida, Cornales, Cornaceae. The transcript has 2 exons. Gene Ontology annotation, molecular function: aspartic-type endopeptidase activity.